This is a messenger RNA of Lachancea mirantina, 1263 nucleotides long. NCBI's taxonomy places the organism in Eukaryota, Fungi, Ascomycota, Saccharomycetes, Saccharomycetales, Saccharomycetaceae. The record is from the annotation of a GenBank genome assembly.
AUGUCGGUCAAGAGAAGCGGCAAAGGUUCGGAUGUUUCAAAAAACGAGCGGAAACGGUUGAAAACUGGCAAUGUAGUGGACCUGAAAAAGAAGAGCUCAGCACGAAUUCCAAAGACCAAAAUCAAGAAGAAAAUCAAGCUUUUGUCCAAAACGGUGGACUACUCAAUCUGUGUUCCGACAAGUCUGAUUGAUAACUGCAGCAGUCUCGAACAAAUCACGCAUGCAGUGUACCAGGUUGCAAAGACCGCUACGUUGUUCAACGUGGCAGAAAUAGUCGUUUUGGACCUAGGUUCGCGAUCGCAGUCGCUGUCACAGUCGACUUCCGAGCUACAGCAAAAGCACAAGAGUACCAAGAUUACGUUCGACGAUGCCAGCGCCCCCAGCGAGAACACCGGAGCGCAAGCCACAGAAAAGAUCGGAACGGCGAAAAAGCAGCCCCGAAGCAGGCUACCACCGGCGUUACUUAUCUCUUCGCUGCUACAAUAUUUUGUGACGCCGCCGUACCUGACGAAAUCUGUUUUCAAGAAGGAGUACAUGGGAUGCUUCCAGUAUGCGUCACGGCUCCCGCGUGUAUCCGCACUGCCCUUCAUGCGGCACUUGCCCGACGACAAAGGCAGGUACAGAGAGGGACUUGCGAUUACGAUGGACAAACCGGGUAGCGGUCGUGCCAAGAAGAAUAGCAAACCCUAUGGACAGACCAAGUACGUGAACGUGGGCGCAGAGGAAGCGCUCGAACUGCGCGGACAGUUGGUUCCAGCCAACGUCCGUGUCACGGUCGAUGUGAUCGAUCGCAGAGUCGUUUCGCCUGCAGAGGCCUACGGCGAUUUCGUGGGCGCACAAGCGUCUUACGGGUAUCAUGUGCGGCUCGCGCACAAUUUCGGCGACGUUUUCGUCGCGAGCCCCUUCCAACAGGGCUAUUCACAGACCAUAUGGGUCAACAGUGGCGAUUUCUAUUUCAACCCCCAGACGCAAAAGUCGGAAAGGCUGAACGCUCGUAUUGUCGCGAUCGAGGCGCUCGUUAGGCCCUCCGAGGAAGAAAUAGCCGAGAAUGACGCUGUGACACCUGCAAACGUGCUCGUUUUCUUUGGGAAAUGGCGUGACAUUACUUCUAGUUUCGAACAGGCGAAGGCGCAGUUUGAGGGAUGCGAAGGCGCGCACCAGUUCUUCGACGGCCAACUCGAGCUGCCAGGUGCGACGCCGCUCGGCAACAUCUGCAUCGAGGACAGUUGCAUGGUUGCGAUGACAAAGCUCUCGCAGAUGUGA